Messenger RNA from Schistocerca piceifrons (Central American locust), 2742 nucleotides. RefSeq lists its product as uncharacterized. NCBI's taxonomy places the organism in Eukaryota, Metazoa, Arthropoda, Insecta, Orthoptera, Acrididae. The coding region runs from base 1 to 2742 and encodes 913 amino acids. The transcript has 4 exons. The record is from RefSeq and is a predicted model, not a curated record.
AUGGUGAAAUUAAGAGAUGUUUACAUGGACAUGACGGCGGCAGGCACAGAGUGGCGGCAGCAGCAGCAGCAGCAGCAGCAGCAGCUUUCAAAGCAUCGAUUAGCAAGGGCAGUGAAAACCUUCCGGUUUGGAACUUGUGGGUCUGCAGUCCAAAGGAGUGCAGAAAAUGAAACACUUAAUGAAAUUGAGAAACUGCAGGAGGAUGCAACAGAAGUUAAGGGUGUGCUAUUCAUGAAUGUAGAGGAGCAGAUUCAAGCUAUGAAAAGUGCAAGGAAAUUUGUUGAAAGUAUGAUUGAUGAAAUUGAGCAACAGUUUGAUGAGAAGACAGAGUGCGUCAAAGAGACAGAGUGCGUCAAAGAGACAGAGUGCGUCAAAGAGACAGAGUGCGUCAAAGAGACAGAGUGCGUCAAAGAGACAGAGUGCGUCAAAGAGACAGAGUGCGUCAAAGAGACAGAGUGCGUCAAAGAGACAGAGUGCGUCAAAGAGACAGAGUGCGUCAAAGAGACAGAGUGCGUCAAAGAGACAGAGUGCGUCAAAGAGACAGAGUGCGUCAAAGAGACAGAGUGCGUCAAAGAGACAGAGUGCGUCAAAGAGACAGAGUGCGUCAAAGAGACAGAGUGCGUCAAAGAGACAGAGUGCGUCAAAGAGACAGAGUGCGUCAAAGAGACAGAGUGCGUCAAAGAGACAGAGUGCGUCAAAGAGACAGAGUGCGUCAAAGAGACAGAGUGCGUCAAAGAGACAGAGUGCGUCAAAGAGACAGAGUGCGUCAAAGAGACAGAGUGCGUCAAAGAGACAGAGUGCGUCAAAGAGACAGAGUGCGUCAAAGAGACAGAGUGCGUCAAAGAGACAGAGUGCGUCAAAGAGACAGAGUGCGUCAAAGAGACAGAGUGCGUCAAAGAGACAGAGUGCGUCAAAGAGACAGAGUGCGUCAAAGAGACAGAGUGCGUCAAAGAGACAGAGUGCGUCAAAGAGACAGAGUGCGUCAAAGAGACAGAGUGCGUCAAAGAGACAGAGUGCGUCAAAGAGACAGAGUGCGUCAAAGAGACAGAGUGCGUCAAAGAGACAGAGUGCGUCAAAGAGACAGAGUGCGUCAAAGAGACAGAGUGCGUCAAAGAGACAGAGUGCGUCAAAGAGACAGAGUGCGUCAAAGAGACAGAGUGCGUCAAAGAGACAGAGUGCGUCAAAGAGACAGAGUGCGUCAAAGAGACAGAGUGCGUCAAAGAGACAGAGUGCGUCAAAGAGACAGAGUGCGUCAAAGAGACAGAGUGCGUCAAAGAGACAGAGUGCGUCAAAGAGACAGAGUGCGUCAAAGAGACAGAGUGCGUCAAAGAGACAGAGUGCGUCAAAGAGACAGAGUGCGUCAAAGAGACAGAGUGCGUCAAAGAGACAGAGUGCGUCAAAGAGACAGAGUGCGUCAAAGAGACAGAGUGCGUCAAAGAGACAGAGUGCGUCAAAGAGACAGAGUGCGUCAAAGAGACAGAGUGCGUCAAAGAGACAGAGUGCGUCAAAGAGACAGAGUGCGUCAAAGAGACAGAGUGCGUCAAAGAGACAGAGUGCGUCAAAGAGACAGAGUGCGUCAAAGAGACAGAGUGCGUCAAAGAGACAGAGUGCGUCAAAGAGACAGAGUGCGUCAAAGAGACAGAGUGCGUCAAAGAGACAGAGUGCGUCAAAGAGACAGAGUGCGUCAAAGAGACAGAGUGCGUCAAAGAGACAGAGUGCGUCAAAGAGACAGAGUGCGUCAAAGAGACAGAGUGCGUCAAAGAGACAGAGUGCGUCAAAGAGACAGAGUGCGUCAAAGAGACAGAGUGCGUCAAAGAGACAGAGUGCGUCAAAGAGACAGAGUGCGUCAAAGAGACAGAGUGCGUCAAAGAGACAGAGUGCGUCAAAGAGACAGAGUGCGUCAAAGAGACAGAGUGCGUCAAAGAGACAGAGUGCGUCAAAGAGACAGAGUGCGUCAAAGAGACAGAGUGCGUCAAAGAGACAGAGUGCGUCAAAGAGACAGAGUGCGUCAAAGAGACAGAGUGCGUCAAAGAGACAGAGUGCGUCAAAGAGACAGAGUGCGUCAAAGAGACAGAGUGCGUCAAAGAGACAGAGUGCGUCAAAGAGACAGAGUGCGUCAAAGAGACAGAGUGCGUCAAAGAGACAGAAAGGCAAGGAGAAGAAGGCAAGGAGAAGAAGGCAAGGAGAAGAAGGCAAGGAGAAGAAGGCAAGGAGAAGAAGGCAAGGAGAAGAAGGCAAGGAGAAGAAGGCAAGGAGAAGAAGGCAAGGAGAAGAAGGCAAGGAGAAGAAGGCAAGGAGAAGAAGGCAAGGAGAAGAAGGCAAGGAGAAGAAGGCAAGGAGAAGAAGGCAAGGAGAAGAAGGCAAGGAGAAGAAGGCAAGGAGAAGAAGGCAAGGAGAAGAAGGCAAGGAGAAGAAGGCAAGGAGAAGAAGGCAAGGAGAAGAAGGCAAGGAGAAGAAGGCAAGGAGAAGAAGGCAAGGAGAAGAAGGCAAGGAGAAGAAGGCAAGGAGAAGAAGGCAAGGAGAAGAAGGCAAGGAGAAGAAGGCAAGGAGAAGAAGGCAAGGAGAAGAAGGCAAGGAGAAGAAGGCAAGGAGAAGAAGGCAAGGAGAAGAAGGCAAGGAGAAGAAGGCAAGGAGAAGAAGGCAAGGAGAAGAAGGCAAGGAGAAGAAGGCAAGGAGAAGAAGGCAAGGAGAAGAAGGCAAGGAGAAGAAGGCAAGGAGAAGAUUGGUUGGUUGGUUGUUUGA